Panicum virgatum (switchgrass) is the source of this 872-nucleotide messenger RNA. Its product is annotated as 60S ribosomal protein L18a-like protein. Lineage: Eukaryota; Viridiplantae; Streptophyta; Magnoliopsida; Poales; Poaceae. The coding region runs from base 128 to 652 and encodes 174 amino acids. The record is from RefSeq and is a predicted model, not a curated record. The transcript has 4 exons.
UACUGCUUCAUCUGCCUCACCUCGCCUAGUCAUCAUCACUCUACUCCUUCCAGAUCCCACCGCGCGACUCCCGCUGCGACACGCACGCCUCACCUCGUCGCCUCCGUCAACGGUCAACCCACCGCCCAUGGGAGGAGGGCAGGAGCAGGAGGCCGACGCCGGCAAGUCCGGGGGCUACUCCUCCUCCGGCCUCCCGCCGUCGGAGCCGUCGCAGCAGUACGGGUACGGCACGUUCCAGGGCUCUCGCGCUGGCUCGGGCGAGUUCCGGAAGCCGCCCGUCGGGUUCCCGCAGCCCGCCCCGCCUCCCGGAUUCGGCGGCGGCGGCUACCACAACCAGCAGCAGCCCUACACGCCAGAGGAGCCGUACUACGCCCAGGGGUACCAGGCCGUGCCAGGCUAUGGUCAAGUAGCUGAAGGAAGACCUGUGAGAAUGCGGCGUCUCCCAUGUUGUGGCCUCGGCUUAGGCUGGUGCCUGUUCAUCACUGGUUUUUUCCUUGCCGCCAUUCCAUGGUAUAUUGGAGCUUUUAUUAUGAUAUGUGUUCGGGUACAUGACCACAGAGAGAAACCAGGAUACGUAGCAUGCACAAUCGCUGCCGCAAUUGCUGCAGUUGCCAUCAUCCUGGGGGUUACUAAAGGAACUCAUGUAUGGUGAAUUGCCUCCAGAGUCCAGAGUUUUGGCAAUGGCCAAAUGCAACCCAUCGAUGUAUUUGCUUGUUGGUGUUGUACAUAUAUGUAUUAAUGUAUAUUAUGAAGUGUGAGCAACAUCCAUGUGUAUUGUACUUUGUAAUAAGAUUUUAAACGUACAAUCUGUGUAAGCAUUGGAUCAUAUAAUAAGAUACCAUGGUGGAAAUUAACGAUUUUCUGUUUUCGAA